AUGGGGGAACGACGGACACACUCCUUCCACAUGACCUGCCACGUUCAGCGAGACUAUGGCAGCAGGCUGGCGAGCUCCUUCAUCAGAUGCAGCCCCAACGGGUACGCCAGCACCAGCCUCAGCCUCUGCAUGGACCCGGACUCGGACGCCGAGCGCAGGGGCUCCGCCGCCUCCGCCGCCGGCGCUGCCGCCCUGCAGCCUCCCGCGCCUGACGCAGGCCACUACUCUCCUGUUUCACUGGAACUAGACCCCACAGCGGUGAAUAAUGGAUCAGGCAUUCCCUGCUGUCCACCAGCGGACACAAAGGACCCGGCGCUGCAGAUCAUACAGAGCGAGCCCUCCGUCACCUCCGUACCGCAGUCGCUCCCUCGUUCGAGCUGGCUGCAUCACCAUCAAAAGGAAUUCCAGAGCCCGUACAUCAAGACUAGCAUGCAGGGGGAUGUUUACAACUUCCUAGAAAGACCUGCUGGAUUGAAAUGCUUCCUCUACCAUUUCCUUGUCUUCCUCAUGGUCCUGGUGUGUCUAAUCUUCAGCGUCCUGUCCACUAUAGAACAAUACGCAGAGUUUGCCACUGGAACCCUCUUCUGGAUGGAGAUCGUGCUGGUGCUGUUCUUUGGCACGGAGUAUGUGGUCCGGCUGUGGUCGGCAGGCUGUCGCAGCAAAUAUGCAGGCAUCAAAGGGCGCCUCCGCUUUAUCAGGAAGCCCAUAUCAAUCAUAGAUUUGAUAGUGGUCAUUGCUUCAAUCAUUGUGCUUGGAGUUGGGUCUAAUGGUCAAGUGUUUGCAACAUCUGCCAUCAGAGGUAUCCGUUUUCUCCAAAUCCUGCGGAUGCUCCACGUGGAUCGACAAGGAGGAACCUGGAGGCUCCUGGGAUCGGUAGUCUUCAUUCAUCGACAGGAGCUGAUCACCACCCUGUACAUUGGCUUCCUGGGCCUGAUCUUCUCCUCCUACUUUGUCUACCUGGCGGAGAAGGAUGCUGUCGACGAGGAGGGCAAGACGGGCUUCUCCAGCUACGCCGAUGCCCUGUGGUGGGGAGUGGUGACGGUCACGACGAUCGGCUAUGGAGACAAAAUUCCUCAGACGUGGAUCGGAAAGGCCAUCGCUUCCUGCUUCAGUGUCUUCGCCAUCUCUUUCUUCGCGCUCCCUGCAGGGAUUCUGGGUUCAGGGUUUGCCCUGAAAGUCCAACAGAAGCAGCGACAGAAGCACUUCAACAGACAGAUCCCUGCUGCCGUCGCCCUCAUCCAGACACUCUGGAGGUGCUAUGCGGCAGAAAAACCGAACGGCUGCGCUGCUACGUGGAAGAUGUACGUCCUGACGCCAGACGCUGUGCGCUCAAGAGAAACUGACAGUCCCACCAUCCGGAAACUCAACAUAUCGAAAAAGGGGACGAAGAGGCGGCUGAAGUCCAGAGGAAACGGCGCUAUGGGCGGAGACCCAGGCCGAGCCGUAUCGAUCCCCCAGAUCACCUACGACCACAUUGACGACUGCGAGGAGAAGAAGGAUGUCUCAUAUUUUAUUGAGCAGCCGGGAGGGACCGUCGAAGGAAUUACGAGGAUGUUCAGACAAGCAGGCCCUCCUCAUCACUCUUGGUCAUCUUUCACUCUGAGCUGCCCUGGCUCUCCAGUCAGGAGAAGUCACGAUAACAGCACGUCGAUCGACAUCUCCCGAGCCAACAGCCUAACGGACGAGCUCGACUACAUGAGUGAGGACAUUCCCAUGCCUGUGCUGAAUGCCAAAACUCAGCUGUCCCAUGCCCAGAGAUCAGCAGUAAAAGUCCUCCGCAGAAUGCAGUACUUUGUGGCCAGGAGGAAAUUUCAGCAAGCACGGAAGCCCUACGAUGUGCGAGACGUGAUCGAGCAGUAUUCCCAGGGUCACCUCAACAUGAUGGUCCGCAUCAAAGAGCUGCAGAGAAGGCUGGAUGGUACUUUGGGAAAACCAGGAAUGUUUCUCCCAGGAAAAGGCGAGGAUAAAGAAUACCCGACGAUCGGCGCUCGAAUGAUCAGACUAGAAGAUAAGAUCUACAAGAUGGACCAGAAAAUGGACUCGAUCCUGCGGAUUCUGAUGGAGCAGUUUCCUCCCAAGCCCGAGCUGACGUCACAACCUUCCAUCCGCAGAGUGACCAUUCAGAAACGCAUGGGCGGCAGCAUCGACGACGGGCCAUGAUGCCGCUGAGAAGACGGCAUCUUCCUAAAGGGACAAUUAAGGGAGCAAGAGUUCAACAAAAGCAGCCUCGGCCUCUGUGUGGAGGCCGGAAAUCAAUAAGAGGACCCAGUCUUCCAUGAAAAACACCCAUUUCUCUUCCUUUUAAGAUUCCAAGUUUUCUUGUUGACCUUUGACCCCUAACAAGAGAACAACUUUUAAUAGUCCAAUUGACACUUGGUUGGGACAUGAGGGUGACGCAACCUCUGAGAGGGAUUGAAGGUGUAGAAACCAGGCUGACUGAGUUCUUCUUUCAGUAGAUUGUUGGCCCCUGAUGUGAGGGCCUCUCUCCCCUCUCAGAAGAGCUUUUUUUUUCUACUGUAGUAUUAAAGGCCCUCCUUCUGUCCCUGCAACACGGCCAGUACAGCCGAAAGAUGCUGCAUAGGUGCGUCUCGCUGCAUUAGCCUCAUACUCACAGCGCUCCGCGGAUGGUUAUUUAUGUGUGGCCUGUCACUGAGCUUCAUUCCUCCGCUCCAAAUAUUAUUCCAAAGUUAACUAACCCCGCAAUGAAGUCAUAAUGCAAUCAGAGCACCCGAGUUCCCCAAAGAUGGAAUAGAA
This is a messenger RNA of Salarias fasciatus (jewelled blenny), 2754 nucleotides long. It is a transcript of the gene kcnq1.2, whose product is annotated as potassium voltage-gated channel, KQT-like subfamily, member 1.2. The transcript is spliced from 18 exons. Gene Ontology annotation, molecular function: voltage-gated potassium channel activity. Bases 1 to 2160 code for a protein of 719 amino acids. Lineage: Eukaryota; Metazoa; Chordata; Actinopteri; Blenniiformes; Blenniidae. Gene Ontology annotation, biological process: potassium ion transmembrane transport. The record is from RefSeq and is a predicted model, not a curated record. Gene Ontology annotation, cellular component: membrane; voltage-gated potassium channel complex.